UCAUCCGUAUCAUGGAGUCCUUUCAACAGAUGCUGAUACUUUUCUCGCUCUUCUUCCUUCAGCAUCAAGUUGAAUCUCAGAUCAAAACUGAUUGUAAAACAGUAUGCAAAGUGAUGGGUAAUUUAGGAAAAGUUGGAGGUUGUUACUGUUCUUAUAUGGCAUUUCAUAAAAGAGCUUCUCGCGAGGACUUUGAUUUAUACUGCAAUUGCUUUCGUAGACCGCAAGAUCCACUUUGUUGUCCACAAAUAGAUAUUCUACCUAAAGUAAAAUAUUCAUUAUCAAAUAACAACCAAAUGAGUAAGCGUUGCACUUGCACAGAAAAGAAGGUAGAGAGUUGUUGCACGCUUCGUUCUACUGACGACACCAUCAAUUUUAAACGCGAGGACUUUGAUUUAUACUGCAAUUGCUUUCGUAGACCGCAAGAUCCACUUUGUUGUCCACAAAUAGAUAUUCUACCUAAAGUAAAAUAUUCAUUAUCAAAUAAGUAA
Centruroides sculpturatus (bark scorpion) is the source of this 488-nucleotide messenger RNA. RefSeq lists its product as uncharacterized. The transcript is spliced from 4 exons. The coding region runs from base 12 to 488 and encodes 158 amino acids. Lineage: Eukaryota; Metazoa; Arthropoda; Arachnida; Scorpiones; Buthidae. The record is from RefSeq and is a predicted model, not a curated record.